This is a messenger RNA of Cucurbita maxima (winter squash), 1520 nucleotides long. Its product is annotated as serine/arginine-rich splicing factor SR45a-like. The record is from RefSeq and is a predicted model, not a curated record. The coding region runs from base 168 to 1346 and encodes 392 amino acids. The transcript has 6 exons. Gene Ontology annotation, cellular component: spliceosomal complex. Gene Ontology annotation, molecular function: RNA binding. Lineage: Eukaryota; Viridiplantae; Streptophyta; Magnoliopsida; Cucurbitales; Cucurbitaceae. Gene Ontology annotation, biological process: positive regulation of mRNA splicing, via spliceosome.
CGUACGCAGAACUCUCCGAUGCUUUUACUAUUGAGCUUGAGAGCCAGACGUUUAAUUAUCUUCCCGCGAAUCGCCGUUCUGUAGGCCGCUGUGAUUGAGUGAGAACUGAGAAGAACGCUCGGUUACCUUGUGCUUCGAUUUAGGUUUUGCAUUCGUUGAUUUGUGCGAUGUCGUACUCCCGAAGGUCUAGAUAUUCCCGCUCCCCUUCGUAUAAACGAUCGGUCUCAAGGUCCCUGUCAAGGUCAAGGAGCCGUUCAAGGAGUCCUUCAAGUGACGUUGAAAAUCCUGGGAACAAUUUAUACGUCACCGGUUUGUCACCUCGAGUAACUAAAAGAGAGCUAGAGAAGCAUUUUUCUGCCGAGGGAACAGUGCUAGAUGUUCAUCUUGUGGCUGAUCCGUGGACUAGAGAAUCUCGUGGAUUUGGAUUCAUUACCAUGUCUAGUAACGAAGAGGCUGAACGAUGCAUCAAAUAUCUGAAUCGAUCUGUACUUGAAGGUCGUAUAAUUACUGUAGAAAAGGCUCGAAGACGGAGAGGUAGAACCCCAACUCCUGGGAGAUAUCUUGGACUUGUUAGAACAGAUAGUGAGAGACACAGGUCGUUGCACAGCUACUCUUCUCGGCGUUCUCCUAGCUACUCUCCAUAUAGAAGCUCAAGUUGCUCAUCUCAUUAUUCAUCUGAUCGUAGCAGGAGUAGAUCCUAUUCUGUUGACCGACACCAAAGAUCGUUCUCCCCUUAUAGCCGUCGAAGAUAUGAUUCUCUGGACUAUAGGCAUCAUAGGUCAUAUUCUCGAUCCCACUCACCGUAUAGGUUACCUACGAGGAGACGCGAGAGGUCUUACUCACCUUAUGACUGUUAUUCCCCUGAACCUUACUAUAGAAGGCACAGGCAUUGGUCCCUGUCAUAUUCUCGAUCCCGCUCACCGUAUAGGACACCAACCAGGAGACGUGACAGGUCUUACUCACCUUAUGAUUGUUAUUCCCCUGAACCUUACUAUAGAAGGCACAGGGAUCGGUCCCCUGAACCCUACUACAGAAGGCACAAGUAUCGGUCAGUUUCUAGGAGCCUUUCACCAAGGAGGAGAACCUUAAGGAGUUACUCUCGCAGCCCCUCCCAGGGAUCGAGGAGUAGUUAUUCACGUAGUAUUUCCUCUGAACGAAGCAGUAGAUCAGGGAGCUAUUCACGCAGUGUUUCUCCUGAAUCAAGGGGCUCAAGGAGUCGCUCUUGCAGCCAUACCCCGAGACGACGUAGCUACAAGCAUUAUGAGAGUCCACGUAAGAGAGGGCAUUCUGGUGGGAGUCAAUCGAGAAGCCAAAGCGUGGUUUCAAGGUCUGUUAGUCCUGCUUGAUUGACUGAUCUACAGACAUCCUCAUAUAUAUUUUAUGUACUUUUGAAGGCGCCUCCGUGGGUGGAAUAUCAUAUAUUUAAAUUGUGAUUUGGGACUUGAGCGUACUGUAUUAGCUAUUAAUAGUUUGCUACCAUUUUCUGCUAAUAUUUUGAUUUAUUUAGCAUGUAUUUCCUA